ACGCGGCACGGGCGUCGCAUUCCGCGAGUACCGACUACCGAGUACUCCGGCGAUCGCUCGCGCCGAACGCACACGUGUCCUGUCAACGGAAGUCACGAUGCGGGGCGAUCGCGCCGCUCGCGACACCCGCCAUAACAAAGAUCAUGAUAACUUAAAAUCAUCACUUAAAAAGGGCACUAAAUCUAAAAAACACCGAGUUGUGUUUGAUGAAAGUGCAAAUGAGUUUUUCGAAGCCGAUUAUAUUAUUGUUGUUCGGGAUGAGUGCGGGUAUUCUGAUGAGGGUGAAGGCGAUGAGUGCUCGGGUUGCGGCGCCUGUGAGCGCUUCCCGGAGCAGGAGUCUAGGGCACUUAGUCCCCCCGAGGGAUACAAAGAUAUGGGACUGUUUAAUAGAGAUGGUACUUUACGUGAGCAAGCGUGGUGGGAAGCUGGUGACGUGGUCUUGGUGGGGGAGAGAUCCGGCACGGUGUUUACUCCUCAGCACCUGCAGCUCUUGCGACGACUGCAGCGUGAACGAAUGCUUCGCUCAGCUGUAUGUUCAGACUGUGACGCGCAACCACCCAUCCAUCAGCCUCUCGAGUUAGAGUACUAUUAUGAAGACGAAGAGAGCAGUGAUGCUGACCGCGAUUACCGACCAGUGCCGUUGGCGCGUCGAACUGCCAAGCAUAUCGCAGCUGGAGAAGAGCGGCCCAGGAUUAAUUCAAGUCAACAAACCACACCAACUGACGAAUGCCCUCCAGACAUAUGCAACGAAGAAGUUCAAGCGGAUUUAACGACGGCACCACUAACAAGCGAAGAAAGUGACUCGGGUGACAUUGAAGGACGCCUUUCAAACGAGAGCUCACCGUUAAGGCAGCGCCGAGCUGGCAUUCUAAAAGGUGGAAGACUCUGGAAGUCAUUGGACAAUGAAAAAGAUUCAAAUGAAACGACUGAUGACCAAAGAUCAACAACUGCUAGUGACGAGGAUGGUUCGGUGACGCCGAGAUCAGUUCGUUUUGUGGACCGGACGAGUGAAGUUGAAGAACAAAAGCAGAAGGCAGAGCCGGAGCCGACGAACAUUACAGAAGAAUUGAAGGACCAAACCGCAUCAACAAACAGGUUGGAGACGCCAACGGUAACAUCAACGCCAAAUACAACAAAGUCAAACUCUGCAGUUCAGCAGCUGUUUAACAGUAACAGACCACCACCACCAGCCAUAGAACCACAACUGAUCACAUCAGAAACCUUACGAGCGUGGGACGCUGGCGUUAGGCCAAAGUCUGAAGAAGCGGCUGUGAGACGCGUUGCUGAGAGAAACGCGCUUCGGUGCUCCCUUUUACGAAGUGAAGCAAGAAAAAAACAACAACCAAAGCAAGAAGUAACUUCGCUAGCUGAACGGAUACGUCUAUUAACCUGUGAUGUCGAGGAUGAGCCUGAGGAACAGCACUCGUCACCAGCCGCGGCGAGUGUUGACAAGUUUUCGAACACGAGUGACAAAUCGAAUGACAAAUCCAGCGAAAAAUCGUUCAAUGGUGUCGACAAGAAUAAUGAAAAGGCCUUCGGCAGUGGGUCCUCUAGUUCAUCGUCCUCCACGCUCUCUGCUCCAGUGCUGACAAGACAACGGCCGCCUGACUUGGGAGAUGUACAUCAAGAACCACACAAGCCCCGACCGGAACCACGAAGGCAGUUUCUGUCAACUCUUGCCCCACUCACUGCGUGUGUUGGCAGCGCUGCUCAUCAUGAGGGAUUUUACUACGUUGCUCCGGGAGACAGGACCUCAGCGACAUCAGCAACUACACUGGAUAUUCAGGAAACCAAUGAAGCACCAGCUCCUGAUGUCGUCGCAGGUACACCAGGAGCGUCUGAUAACGAUGAAAGUUUAGCAGCGUUUGUUCGGGCCUCGGCUAGGCGUACAGAAAGAAUUCGACAACGUUACGGGCAGGAGUCACAGCCUGUUAGCAGUGAUGACGAACACGAUGACUAUGGAUUCCACCGACGACCAGCUGUUCGAGGAAUAGCUGUGAAACAACAACUUGGUGCUUCAGAUGAUAUACUGCAGCAGAUGCAGACUGAACUUCAGCCUGCCUCCAGCUCAACACUCGCCCCAGUACCGGCACACGCUUGCCAACGUAAUAUAAAUGCAAAUUAUGCUUGGCCCUAUUAUUCUGAAGCCAAUCUCAACUCAAGGCCUCAGAGCAGAAGCAGUAGCAAUACUAACUGGUCAUCAAAAUCAUCGGACUAUGCAUCAUCUAGACAGUGCAGCAACACGCCCAUACCCCAACAACACACAGAAGCGUGCUACUCUCAUGCACAGAACAUGGCUUCAUAUGUCCAUUACCAGCAACAUCGACAACAAGAGAAUUUGUACAGAAACUGCGCUCUCUAUGCUAACAUUGGUUGUUCCGACAGUAGUCAAGAGUUGUACAGUUCACAAACGAGCUCGGAACAAACUUCCCCGGUACGUUCCGCAUCACGAUGCCGGCGACCGGAGUCUCCUCCACCGAUUCGCAAUCAUCAUCAGCUUCUCUACGUGCCGUAUAGCGCACACUACAAUUAUCAGCAGGAGUAUGCUCAGCAAUGGGCAGCCAAUGACUAUAGCCGUAUGCACUCAUACUAUCAGCAACAGCAAAGUCGAAGCGGUAUGAGCACACCGCAGCCGCCUCAACAGCAACAGCAUCAGCAACAACACCAACAACACCACCAACAACAACACCAACAUCAACACCAGCAACAACACCAACAGCAACACCAACAACAGCAACAACAUCAGCAUCCUGUGCAGCCGCAACGAGCUCAUUAUACACACCCAUUGCAAAUACAGACAUUGUGUGCUGCACCAGCUCGGUACCGAACUGUGCCAGCCCCUCAACCUGGCGGAGGAAAACAAAUGAUUUGUUAUUCAGAAAAGGUGGCGCCACCUCUCUAUCAGCCAGCUCCAGGCUCACCGUCACGAGCUGCUAGAGGAGCUCCCGAAGGCGCGCCUGCGGGAUCGUCUGCUACCAACGCCACCUCACCCAUGGCCGUCCCGCAGAAUCCAGUUUACUAUGCAAUGAAUGUGUGACGCGGGGACUAGGUAAAAAUAUCUUUGACCCCUUCCGGUGAGGUCCGAAUAAGUGUCCAUCAGCAUCAUAGAGACAACAACGAGUAUUAGAUCUACCGCAGCAAAGGCAGUGAUCAAAUUGACAAUUUAAUGAAAUACUCAAUAAGUACAUCGCUUAUAUCAUCGUUAGAAAAAUCAUAUUUUACCUAUACGUGAAUGAUGAAUGCAUGAUAAAAGUGAAUACGUGAGGCCGUUAUUUAAAAUCAAAUACGAAAACAUACCAAAGAUUUAAUUUAUAUAACAUCUGGAGAUGUCGAAGAUGUAAUUAUUUUAUAAAAAUAAUAAAUAUUAUAUUACGAAAUCGUGCUGUAUAUAAUUGAUUAUACAGCUUGUAGAAUGUAUGUAAUUUAUAAUACUGUCAUUAGCAUACAAGCUAAGCUUUUACGAAACGUCAUUUCGUCAAAAUAAAAAUGUUAGUAUGAGUAGAGUUUGUAUGAUUGUUGUAAUUUAUUUGUUAUUUAUUUAUUACUUUAGUAGUAGGGUUUAUAUGUACUGCCAUUAUAGUAGUGAAUUUAUUGUAGAUAUACUUUGAAUAGAAUAAUAAACAGAAGAUAAGAUUAUUAGCGGUUAAAUUAUUGUUAUGUGGAAAUAUAAUGACACCAAAAUAUUAAGGUCCCGGUAUAAAUAAAAUAUCACCAAUGACGUGCUAUACAUGUAGACAUAUCAGGUCGUUUAUACGCAAAAUAUGGAACAUACUACAAAUUACAUCAUAAGAAGCUGCUGUAUCUAAACAUUGCUGCAUUUACUCCAGUUGGUUAAACUAUUAUUUGUGAAUAAGCGGCAAUGUAAAACAUUUAAUCAGUUCAAGUUGCUUAUGUUGAAUUUAGAAACCGAUUCGUACAGUAACAUUUUAUAUAUGUCUAAGGAGGAAAGUGUGCUUACAUUGUCUUUAUGCACACUUUUACCGUUCCGCUAUUAUGCUGCGAAUGAUAUGUCCUUAUUUGUGUAUAUUUCUCAAAUAAGAUGGACUGACCAAAUUAAAGACUCGUUAUCAAAAUUAUCUACGGUUAUAUGAGACGCGCCGGCGUAGACAGAUCAUCCGCUCCAGAUGCGACCUUUAUCCUCAGAAAUGAGGACCCAAAACCCAGAGAUAGAAAUAUAUAUGUAUAGAACGUCAUUGCCUCCAUCAAAUAGCACCAUCUUUGGAGAAUAAAAGAAACCCGCUUUGGUCUUUAUACUUUCUUUGUUUACCUAAUAGUAAUAUACUUAUAUACAUUAAAUUACAAAAUGAUAAUAAACUUGCAUAAUCAUAACAAUACCGCAUUACACGCCCAAAUUGAAAUGCCUUCUGUGCAACUACAUUUGAAUAUAUUCUAGUAAAAAUGCAACUAACAUUUCACUGCAAGAUACAAAGUAAAACCCUUUAGAUACAGGCGUUUUAGUCGAAAAUGACUAUAAGAGCCACUUAUGCUA
This is a messenger RNA of Leptidea sinapis, 4489 nucleotides long. RefSeq names its product myb-like protein Q. The coding region runs from base 98 to 3037 and encodes 979 amino acids. The transcript is spliced from 17 exons. The record is from RefSeq and is a predicted model, not a curated record. Lineage: Eukaryota; Metazoa; Arthropoda; Insecta; Lepidoptera; Pieridae.